Messenger RNA from Chaetomium fimeti, 858 nucleotides. RefSeq lists its product as uncharacterized. The coding region runs from base 316 to 780 and encodes 154 amino acids. The record is from RefSeq and is a predicted model, not a curated record. NCBI's taxonomy places the organism in Eukaryota, Fungi, Ascomycota, Sordariomycetes, Sordariales, Chaetomiaceae. The transcript has a single exon.
GGUGGACCUGCAGAGUUCCAGCUCGCUGUCCCCCCAUGGAAGUCCAGAUCGAUUCAGCUCUGCAAGGAGAAAACCACGGGGGUUGGUUGUUAAGAGUCGGUUGAAAAGGAUCUCACAAACACAAGCAAAUCGGGUGCCCUCCAGACAGCAACGUCCUCUUUUCUCCCUUGCAGUUCUCGAUGGCUGAUCCGAGGCGUUCCAUUCCCAGCCUAGCGCAGCCUCCCAUCGUCUGCCGCCCAAGCCGCCAAUCGGCCCACCCGGCCACCCACAGGCAUCACUCCAUCCACCCACUCAACCCAAACUUUACUUUUCCCCAUGCGCCCCAAAGCGACAGCGGGAGGUCUCCCCGUGCCAAGAUUGGCCGUUGAGAGCAACCUCGGCAUGGCCCUCUGGACAGAUCGGUACCCUAGUCAGUUUGUGGCGGACCCCGCCAGCAUAGGCAAGAGUCCGAGGAUUGUCGGACAAGGCCUUCCGAGUUCGGCGAAGUUUGCCAAAGCAUCAAUGUGGCGGAGUGGCCGUUUUCCGAUAGCAUUUCUUUUUCAAUCCGUCUUGUUGUUGGCAGCCUCCGUCCCGUAUAUGGACCUCUCUGACAUGUGGUUGUGGGCUCACUCACGUGAGAAGGGGGAGAGUUCGGGGUUGGACAGCCAUGCCCCUCUGUUUGACGUUCGGUUCCUGAACUCGAAAUUGAAUCUUCCAUGCUGUGGACAAAGGAAGACAGUCCCGUCAGUCUGGGUGAAUCAAAACCGUUUGAUGCAAAUUGAAUAUGCACCACGACGGUGACAGGGCCCAUCCACAUGGCGCCUUGCCAUCGACCUGUCUACGUUACGCUACCCCUGAAGAUCUUAGUACCAUCCGUUA